AUGUCCAGCAAGCGGCUCCCGCUGGCCAACAACUCCAAUGCCGUCAACUCUCCUUUCCGCACCGUCAAUCCCAUCUCGGGCAAGCGCUCCAGAGCCCCAGACCCGCGUGAUGCUGCCCUGCCCCCGACAAAGAAGCAACUCCUCGACCUCGGCCUCGACCACGACCACGACCACGAUGAGAACCACCAACCGCGUUCGCUGAUGCGUCAGUCGUUGGCCCAGCAAGAGAAGGAUGCACAACUGUUCCUGAAGAAGCCUGGCAAUGCCCCUCCCACGGCCUUUGAGAGAAAACUUGCCGCCGCCAGGAAGCCUCCGUCUGCACAGAAGCCCGUACAAAGGACUGCAGACAGUCUGGAGAGCAUCCGCCAAUGGCAACGGCACUACAGAAAGGCUUUCCCUCAGUUCGUCUUCUACUUCGAGAGUGUGCCCGAUGACGUCCGGACAAAGGUCUCGAGACAGAUUCAAUAUCUUGGCGCUAAAGAGGAAAAGUUCUUCUCUCGCUCAGUCACUCAUGUGGUCACGACCCGCCCUAUCCCUCCAGAGCUUGCCUCUACUAGCUUCGAAGAUGCUAACAGCACUUCGAAAAACGACUCCCACCACGCCUCCCUGAAGACCAUUGACCCUUCUCUCCUCGACCGUCCUCAGGACUCUACCAUGACCGAUGCCCAGAAGAAGACUGCCGACCUCCUCGAGGCUAGUCUUCAGGGCCGUAGCCAUUCAAACAAUGUGCAAUCUCUCCAAACUGUCGAGCCACGUAAGCUCGGCGUCCAAGGCAAUGAUAUCUUGUCCAAGGCUAGAGAGCUUGGUAUCAAGAUUUGGGCUCUGGAAAAGCUACAGCGUAUGAUGACAACCAUGUUUGACACUGACACUGGUGAGCAACCUAAUCAACGAAGACACAUCGCCUCGACCCUGCGUAGAGGAGAAAAGGCAGAUCUACAGACUCUGUUGCGAAACGAAAAGAUCAUCGGUCCUGCCGACCGUGACCUGGCUGUCGCUGCCCAGGAUUCAGUUCAGUUCCGAGGAUACUACAUUUAUGUACACGACAUGGACGAGAGAACCCGCCCCGUCAUGGUCCGCGAUUACCCAAAGGUCACCCAUAAGGAGGAGGGCAAGUGGCCACAGUUCCGUCUAACCCCUGUUGGAAGAUGUCCAUUCGUCGAAGACCCUUCCCACACGAAGAAGCUUCGCUUAGCAGAGGAGCAGAAGGCUGCCGAUACAGAGAAGGAACGUAAGCUGGCUGCCGGUAUUCCCGUCACACGCAGUCGCGCUGCUGCAGGUACUACCCUGUCUCAGUCCACCACAUCCCAACCAAAGGAGCCAGCGAAGAGUCAGGAGAAGGAAAAGCUGGAAAUCGCCGAUGAUCACGUGAAGCCUCUGGAUCCUCCAAAGGGUAUUCCAUCCAAGAGACAGAACUCGAUGGAGACAGGCAGCAUGCCCGCGCUGUUUGGUAGCACCCAGGCCAACAUGAGAGGAGUACCUCGUUUCAUUGGAGGCGAGCCCGUCGCAUCGGGAGUCCAACCUUCGAACAUCACCUCCGCCAUUCGCUCGCAGAUUGUUUCGUCCACCAUCUCAUCCACAGCACCUGGAACACGUAACGUUGGUGCGAGCAAGGAGAUUACUGCCUUGAAGCGCAGAGCCUUGGAAAGAGGAGCCAGCGUAAACUCCAACGAGCCGCUGCAGUCGUCAUAUCUCACCGACAUGCGUGCCGCCAUCAAUGGCGACCGUCAACCGGCACCUAGAGCGGCCAAGCGUAAGGCACAAGAGACAUUGGGACACAUUCGUGAAGAAGGGGAAGAGGAUUCGGCAAAAUCUCGUCGUGCUCAGCAGGUCCGCAAGAAGAUCAUCGUAGAGCGUGAGAUGAAGGCAGGAUACUGCGAGAACUGCAGAGACAAGUUUGACGACUUUGACGCCCACUGUCAGUCACGCAAGCACCGCAAGUUUGCAUUGGCCCCGGAGAACUGGUCCCAGUUGGACGAAUUGCUGAACCAGCUGGAACGUCCUCUGAAGAAAGUCCACUAA
Molecule: messenger RNA, 2019 nt
Organism: Aureobasidium subglaciale EXF-2481
Lineage: Eukaryota; Fungi; Ascomycota; Dothideomycetes; Dothideales; Saccotheciaceae
Exons: 3
Coding region: 1-2019 (672 amino acids)
Biological process (GO): positive regulation of nuclear cell cycle DNA replication; regulation of cell cycle phase transition
Cellular component (GO): Dbf4-dependent protein kinase complex; nucleus
Molecular function (GO): nucleic acid binding; protein serine/threonine kinase activator activity; zinc ion binding
Source: RefSeq, a predicted model, not a curated record